Messenger RNA from Penicillium digitatum Pd1, 1215 nucleotides. RefSeq lists its product as uncharacterized. The record is from RefSeq and is a predicted model, not a curated record. NCBI's taxonomy places the organism in Eukaryota, Fungi, Ascomycota, Eurotiomycetes, Eurotiales, Aspergillaceae.
AUGGCGGAGAGCAUCAUAUCUCCUCAGGCUGUUACUGCACCCGAGGAUGCCAUAGUCAGCCACUUGUUGUCUCGAGUCUUGUCCGGUAGCAAAAUAUGCAAGGCAGCAGAACUUGCUGCAUUCCUUCCUCGGUGGCUUAGCGAAAUCAAAGAGAAUAAACCAGUUUCUCCGGAUAUCCCAGAGCUACUAGCUCAUCUUUUGCUCCCAUUUGGUACAUCUGCUAUCCUGGAACACAUUGAGAGGCUCCAAGUCCCCGACUCUUUGACCGAUAGGCAGAAAUGGAUGGUGAAACUCCUUGUUCUCAUGGACAAUAAAGCACAUGAAAGGCUGCUGCAGAAGUUGGGAUCUAUUCCAGAUCAACAGAUAUCAUUCGAAGAUCUCUGUGAGCAGGAGAACGCUCAAGAAGACAAUACGGAUGAUGAUCUCGUCAUUGACCCCAAACGAACCCUACAAUUUGACUAUGACAUGCGUGGUGUGAUGACUCGGGGCGACAAAGACGCAAUGAGAAAGCACACCGACGUCUUUUACGUGACCGGCUCCGUUGCCUGGACUGUCCGAUCUCCUUACUGGAAUGUCGCCUUGGCCACCGAUGAUGAAGGUAACCGAAUUCUCUCAGAUGAUGUCUUGGACAAAGUUCUUCCCAAAUGGAGACAAAUUCUCACUGGGGAGACGAUCCCGACCCCGAAGUACGGUGUUGUCGAUUCAUUUCGUUCAUGGCUAGUCAGGGAGGAGAAAAAGGCCAGUGAUCUAGGCAAACCUUGGCCCAACCCCCCUGUCCAUGCUGUCUCUUCAGCCUCGAAUUCUAAGUUCAUAGGCCCCAAGACUCCAGAACCAUAUUCUCGGCUUCGCAGCGUGAAUGCAAUCCGUCUCUCUCCGCUUGAAUCCACCCCAAAUGUCACCGACAGUGAACAAACUGAAUUGCUCCGAGAAAUACUCACGGAGAUCAGAGAAUUGAAGAAUAUGAUCAGCCAAAAUUUUCAAAGGAAGCAAGAGCUCGAGAUCGCAGAACGUCAAACGCAUGAAUAUUGGCAACAGGGCUACCCUCCCAUUCCUCAAGGAAUGCAAGCCAACUAUCUCGUGCCGCAACAGGGUCCAUUCGACGUUGCUCAACAUCAUUCCCUCCAACUCGAGUCGGAUUGGCAGCGCUGGAACUCACAGUACCAAGACCCGACUACCAUGCCAGGCCCGGGAACUGAUUCAUCUCGUCGUCUCUAG